Molecule: messenger RNA, 5886 nt
Organism: Mixia osmundae IAM 14324
Lineage: Eukaryota; Fungi; Basidiomycota; Mixiomycetes; Mixiales; Mixiaceae
Exons: 8
Coding region: 1-5886 (1961 amino acids)
Biological process (GO): transmembrane transport
Cellular component (GO): fungal-type vacuole; fungal-type vacuole membrane
Molecular function (GO): ATP binding; ABC-type peptide transporter activity; ATP hydrolysis activity
Source: RefSeq, a predicted model, not a curated record
AUGGAUCUUGAUGCGAUACCUGCGCUCUCCGCUCGGAAGCCUCAUCGGAGCUCGGUCGAAAGCGCAGCGCUCGUUCGAACAGUCAAGGCGCCGCGUGUUGUGAGCAGGCGACCAGCCAUGUGUAUGGAUCAACAGAGCCUUGGACUGCUCGCCUUGCCUGCCGAGCUCUUAGCAAGCAUCGUCGUUCAUGCUGUACGAAGCGAUGCCGGUGCUCUUCUUGCGCUCAGCGAGUCCUGUCAUAAGCUCAACGCCGUCGUGCUCGAUCUGCGCAAUCUGUCAUUCACCUGCGAUGUUGCUAUCGGGCAGGACACACAGCGAGAAGCACGGUACAAGGCACAUGCGAAGAUGAGUACAAUGUGCGCUGCUUGCGGCGCAAGGCAAGGGGAGCCAAAAAGCGAACUCGUCGAUAACUCGUUUCCUCACGGUCGCAAGUUCAUCUUCUGUGAUCCAUGUUACUUGGCAAGCAUCAACCUCUCGCACUGGUCCGAAGAAGAGCGCGGAUACUCGGCUGCCUACUGGCGUGACAGAGCAGCUAAGAGUAUCGAGCAUAUUUGCGGCCCUCUCGAAGUCACAACAGAUGCCUGGGACAAGCAAGUCGAGCUCUUCCGUCACGAUCAUGCACUGUUUGGUGUCACCUGGCGUCUCAUCUCGGAGCUGCCUGUCCGAUCGCAUCACUCGCCCGCCUCGCUUGUCACCGGUCACCCACCAGAUGACUCUUCUGCUGCAAGCAUGGUCGAAGCGGGCGACGAUACGCUGGCCAAGGUUUGUCGCUCACGGCCAACAUUCAGGAGCGAUCAGCAAAAGACCUCUCCCGUCGUCGCGCAACACGAAGCCAGCGACAGGCUCGUGCGACUGCAGAUGGAUGUCGCGGCAGAUCGACCUGCCUGGCAAAUUGGAGACGCUACCGGCACACCUUUUGCGCCUGACACGGUCAUCAACGACGAUCAGGAACCUGGACUCUCUGAAAGAUCAGAUCAGAGGGCGACGAAUCCGGUGACAGAUGCGCAGGAUCUCACGCGCGACCGUGUUGCUGUAGUGGAGCUCAUACCAUUCAGUAGAGAUGUUUGGUGCAACUCUGCAGACGAUCUGUUUGCAUGGGAUGGCAUCGACUUUGGUCUCUGCUUCAGACGAAGAUAUAUCGACGGUCUGCUCCCUCUGCUUGCUCUAGUAUUGUCCCUCGGCCUCCUCGUAGUACCGCCUACUCUUCGAUGGAGUAUCAGCAGACUCAUCAGACCUCAGCUUGUCCUACCGGCAAAUGACAACUCAUCUCGGUUGGGCGCAACAGAGUAUUCUGCCAAUCCGCUCGUCACCGAAGUAGAGAACGUCGUCGUUGCUGCCGAAGCCAAGCUGGAAGGCGUUCCUGUGCCACAGGAAUGGGCCACACGUGCUGCCUUUUCAUCUGCCGAUGCAGUAAAGAGUCACGAUGCGCCGCUCAACAAGCGAGGCAGUCUGCUCAGAGGCUUACGCAAGAGCAAGUCGGCCGCUCUCGAAGUGAUCCUGUCAUGUAUCGUUGUCAUCUUGCUUGCUAGUACGCUCGUCUUGGAAUCAAGACCAAACUCAGUUCAACAUGGUACCGGCUGGCUCGGGACUUCCCUGCUCGUCUGGCUGUACUUCACCGGUCUGGCAGGUCGUAGAUUGUACCUGCUUCUGCUCGAUAGUGCCAUCAUUUGGAAUGGUAGCGAACUUCCACAGGGACCUAGCACAGAGCUGACGAGGUUACCUGCCCAUCUCGUCGCUUUCAGCAUUGCUUACUUCUUCAUCGUCGUGCUGGAUUGGCGGUCUGUCAUGCUUAAGCGAGCAAGAUGGUCGACCGAUACGCUCCUCAUCUGUGAAAGUGCCUUACUCGGUACACUCGCUCUGCUCGUCGGAGUCCAGAUCUUCACGCCUUUCAGACCGGCUUAUGAAGAGCGGCGACGGGCGUUUGCUCAGCAUGCAAAGGCGCAAGCCAAGGAAGAGCUCCAAGUGCAGUCCGCGGAGGAGUAUGCUUCGCUCUGGUCAUACGGCACUUUUGGAUUCUUCGAUGGUUUCAUUCGCAAGUAUGCCAGGACGGCACCGACGAGAAGACAAGUGCCCGAUCUGCUCACUCGCGAUCGCUCUGGCCCGGUCUUGCUCGCUUUUCGAUCGACAACAUACCCUAGCUGGCUAGGCAAAUCGCCUAACCUUGCACUACGGCUCUUCUGGUUCUUUCGGUCUGAUCUUAUCGCUCAGCAAUGCUGGGCAUGGAUCGCCGGUGUCCUUAUGGUCCUGCCUGCUUUCUUCUUGCAAAAUCUCAUCGAUCUCGUCGGAGACCGUGCCGCUGGGCUAGCUAGACCCGCACAUGUCACUGUCCUCUUCGCGGGCGGUCUCGCACUGUCCACAUUUCUCAAUGCGAUCGUCAUGUCACAAGCGCUCUAUAUCGGCAGACUGAUCUGUAUCGAUAUACGCUGUAUCGUCGUGGGCGAGGUCUUCGCGAAAGCGUUACGCAAGCAAGAGGUCAACUCAGGCGAACGUAAGGAGGGCGAGCAGGAAAUCGCUUCUUCUGGUAAGAUCAAUAAUCUUGUGGCCGUCGAUAGUUUCAGGCUUUCAGAGAUUUGCGCGUAUCUUCAUUUCAUGUGGCCGCAAGGCCCAGUCACUCUGGUGUUGACGACUGCGUUUCUCUUCAAGGUGCUCGGUUUAGCCGCUAUCGCCGGCGUCAUCGUCAUGUUGGCGCUCAUCCCCAUUCAAGUUGUUUCAUCGCGAUUCUACUUACGCUUCCAAGCCUCGCUGCUCAAAGCUGCCGAUCGACGGUUGGAACUGGCGCAAGAGAUUAUCACGAGCAUCAGACAUAUCAAGUUUUUUGCCUAUGAGAGCCAAUUCCUCGAUCAACUUACAGAUGCAAGGAACAACGAGCUGGCGGUGCUCAGGCAACGUCUCGUUGCAUUCCUUGUAAGCUGUGUCACCUACUUCGUCUCACCCAUCUUCAUCGCAUUGGCUACCUUUGCAACACACACGAAGAUACUCGGCAGACCACUUGAGCCCUCGGAAGCCUUUACGGCAAUCUUGCUGUUCUCGAUCAUGCGCGGAGCACUUGAUAUGCUUGCAGAUCUGGUGGUCAAUGUACAGCAGGCCUGGAUCUCGCUUAAGCGUAUAGAUGUCUUCUUGCGAGAGGAGGAUACAGCAAAAUGGAACGACCUUCUCGAUGCGGAUGACUCGGAGGUCACUGAAAGGCGGAUCGGCUUUUCCGACGCUACCUUUGCUUACUCGGUCGAUGCAACCUGCAAGCCAGAGGGCUUCGCAUUGCGCGAUUUGAAUUUUGAUUUUGCUGAUGUUGGCCUGUCCCUCGUCAUCGGCACGGUGGGCGCUGGCAAAUCAUCGCUGCUGCAAGCUCUCCUGGGCGAGAUGCGAUUGGUCAGAGGCAAGCGCUUCCUGCCAAGCCCUAUAUCCCGCAGAGCCGACAACAGUCAACCCGAAUUUGUGGAGUCGACCGCUUUCUGCGCUCAGCAACCAUGGCUGCUCAGUGAUACGAUCAAAGAGAACAUACUUUACGGUUGCGCAUUCAGAGACGUGCGCUACCGCGAAGUGCUGCAUGCUUGCGCAUUGGAUAAAGAUCUAGAGCAAUACGAGCAGGGCGAUAUGACCGAAGUCGGUGAAUCGGGCACCAUUCUCUCUGGAGGUCAAAAGGCGCGACUCAGCUUAGCGAGAGCACUCUAUUCCCAAGCCAGAGUGCUGCUGCUAGAUGACAUCCUAUCAGCAGUCGAUAGCUCGACGCAAGUGCAGCUUUUGCAUGCUCUCACCGGACCACUGAUGCGUGGCAGAGCUUGCAUCCUCGUCACACAUGCUGUCAGCAUCUGUCUGCCUAAGGCUGCCUUUGUAGUCAUCAUGAAGGGCGGCAAGGUAAAGGAAUGUGGGCCGCCUCAUACGCUCAGCUCUACUCCGACUUCUGGCUUCGCUACUCCCCUCGCUGGUAGUACAUCCGCCGAUGUCAAAUCCGUCCUGACCAAGGCGAUUGCAGAAAAGCUAGGACCAGCGCAGCCUGCGCCAACAGACAAGCCGCUCAAGAAGCUGCAUGAAAUCGAGACCUCGGGUCGCGGCCAGGUUUCUUGGCGAGUCUAUAGCUUCUAUCUCGCCGCUACUGCCGGCGUUCUCCUCUGGAUUCUCAUACUCGGCACAUUUAUCGCCGGACAAGUUGCAGAUGUAGGGACGAAUGCUUGGCUGCGCCAGUGGGCCGGCUCUUACAGCCCACAGGCGAAAGCUCGUGUCCUCGGGCCAUACGCACUCUUCGUCCUCGAUCUCAGGAAGUCAGAUGAUCCGACGGACUACUAUCUCAAGAUCUUUGUCCUCAUCUCAGCCGCGUCAGUAGUGCUCUACCUCGUGCGAAUGACAGUUUUUCUCUGGCGUGGGCUGACAGCUUCUCGCACAAUCCACAAGCGGCUCAUUGAAAGUUUGCUGGGCGCAACGGUGCGAUUUUAUGACACAACGCCGGUCGGUCGCAUCAUGAACAGACUUUCGAAAGAUCUCGAAACGAUCGAUCAGGAUAUCCCGAGUCAUUUGCUUUUCCUUCUGACGGAGAUCAUUAUGACCAUCGGUACCUUACUGGCCAUCGCGUUCGCCGUGCCAAAAUUCCUACUAGCAGGCAUCGGCAUCACUGCGCUCUACACUUCCAUCGCAUGGGCUUACCUCGGUAGCUCGCGCGAGCUUAAGCGAAUGGAGUCAAUCACGCGAUCACCUCUCUUCUCGCUUUUCGGAGAAUGCUUACAAGGAGUCGUCACAAUCAGAAGCUACGGAGACUCGUCCCGCAUGCUACGAAAGAUCUUUACAUUGCUCAACGAGACCAAUCGGCCUUUCAUCAAUCUGUGGCGGGCCAAUCGCUGGCUGUCGGUUCGAGCAGACGCUUGCGGCGCUCUCGUCAGCCUCGCGACCGCACUGUUCGUGCUGCUCAAUCCCUCGAUAGAUGCAGCACUAGCGGGAUUCGCUCUCAGCUACGCCAUGUCUUUCAACGAGCGUGUCCUUUGGCUGCUGAGAUACGCCGCAAAUGUCGAGCUCAACUUCAACAGUGUUGAGCGUGUUCACGAAUACCUCAACCUGCCGCAAGAGCCAACAGAUGGACUUACGCCGUCAAGACAGUGGCCAUCUCCAUCUGGGUCGGGCAUUGAGUUCAAAGACGUUCGAGCGCAGUAUGCCGUCGAUACAGAGAUUGUUCUGCACGAGGUGUCGUUCAAAGUCAGGCCUGGUGAGAAAGUAGGCAUCGUCGGUCGAACAGGCUCCGGUAAAUCGACUCUUACGAAUGUUCUCUUCCGAUUGAUGCCUUUUGAAGGCCAAGUGAUCAUCGACGGCGUUGACACUCAUACGAUCGCAUUGAAAGCACUUCGAUCCCGACUUACAACCAUCCCGCAGACGCCUCUUCUUUGGCAAGGCACGAUACGAUUCAAUCUAUCGCCCUUUGGACUCGAUGACGACGCCUCACUUUGGUCAGUGCUGCAACGCGUCGGCCUUGUAGGCAAUAGCGGCAGUCAGAUCAAGCCUGAGAGCGGCAUCACAGAUCUUGAGCUCGAGACCCUCGUUGCGGAAGGCGGCAAGAAUCUCUCGCAAGGCCAACGACAGCUACUUGCCUUUGCACGCGGUCUGCUGCAGCUGAAGCAUUCAAACAUUCUCGUGCUCGACGAGUCGACUGCAUCGCUCGAUCAAGCGGCCGAUGAGAGGAUACAGCAGGCUCUCAGAGAGGAGACAGACACGACCAUACUGACAAUUGCCCAUCGUCUGGCAACCAUCAUUGAUUUCGAUCGGGUGCUGGUGCUCUCGCACGGCCGCGUGGUGGAAUACGACACACCUUACAAUCUGCUCGCAAAGCCUGACUCAGCCUUCUCUGAGCUAUGCCGUGCAAGCGGCGAAGACGCACUCUUCAGGGAUAGACUCGCAAUCAAUAUAUAG